AUGAAGAAGAGCCGGAACCUGCUCCUGACCGCCGGGAGCAGUUUAGUGCUUCUUAGAAAUAUCCGCAACACUUUAGAGAACACCACAGGCCUGGUGAGGAGUAUGGUCUGCAACCUGAAGGCCAAGAAAGCAGCCAUCAUUGCUCCAUUCAGGAACUAUGUUGAGAUGUUGAAGUGGCUAGGAAACAUGCUCAAGGGGGUAACAGACUUAGGGGUGGUGAACCUUGACUCCCAACUCAAGGUUUCACCCAGACUGGAAUCAGAAGGACUCCAGGGGAGACUCAGUGAAGCCGAGCAGAAGCUGAACAACACAGUGAAGUAUGUGCAGUCCCUUAUGAAUACAGUCUCCUCAGUGAGCGAUAAGAUGUUUCCUGCCGUCAGCUUCCUCGUGCUUAUGAUGUUUAUUGCACUGCACAUAAAAAAAUACUGUAAUGACAUGAAAUAUGAAAACAGGUUCGUGAGCAGCAGGUUUGUUGAUUUUGACGAGAAGCAGAAGGCGGAAGGAAAGCCCCACGUCCUCCCCCUCACACCGGAGGAAGAGAAGCUGUACACCGCCGUCCCCUCGGCCCGUCCCACCCCCAGAGAGGGAAGAGCCAUGCUGAAAUUUGGUGUUCCAGUUGCCUCCCACCUUGUUGCUUGGGUCAUAUUUAUAACCGUGGAUGCCUUGUUGUACUGCUUUGUGGAUAUUGGGAUUGCAACUUUAAUAGGCAUUCCACUUGGUGAGGAAAACCAUCAGAAAGACUUUUCCUACUCUGUGACCCUGUUUGAGAAGGAGUGCCUCCCUAAACCCAAGCUGCUGCUCUAUGACUCUAUAGUUCCUCUUGCUGCCAUCCUGCUCACCCUGCUCCUUAUGGCUCUGAUGGCUGCCAAAGUGGCCCAGCUCAGGCUGAUGGUUUGUGAGCGAUUCUUCACCACCGCUGCAGAGAUGAGAGCGGAGUUCCUGCACGCCAAAAUCCUGAGGAAGAGAUUAAAAAGGAGGAAGGAGAGUAAUAACUGCAGCCUCACAUCCCUCUACUUUAAGCCACACUUCUGGUGCCCACUACUCUUCAGGCCCAAAGAGGAUCCACACAGUACCGUGUGA
Messenger RNA from Cottoperca gobio, 1080 nucleotides. It is a transcript of the gene dcstamp, whose product is annotated as dendrocyte expressed seven transmembrane protein. Gene Ontology annotation, cellular component: membrane. Bases 1 to 1080 code for a protein of 359 amino acids. The transcript has 3 exons. The record is from RefSeq and is a predicted model, not a curated record. Lineage: Eukaryota; Metazoa; Chordata; Actinopteri; Perciformes; Bovichtidae.